Messenger RNA from Melozone crissalis (California towhee), 2757 nucleotides. It is a transcript of the gene CSGALNACT2, whose product is annotated as chondroitin sulfate N-acetylgalactosaminyltransferase 2. Lineage: Eukaryota; Metazoa; Chordata; Aves; Passeriformes; Passerellidae. Gene Ontology annotation, molecular function: glucuronosyl-N-acetylgalactosaminyl-proteoglycan 4-beta-N-acetylgalactosaminyltransferase activity. Gene Ontology annotation, cellular component: Golgi cisterna membrane. Bases 666 to 2297 code for a protein of 543 amino acids. The transcript is spliced from 8 exons. The record is from RefSeq and is a predicted model, not a curated record.
CCCCUUUAAGCGGCGCGGCGGAGGGUCCCGCCCGCUCAUUUCCGAGCGCGCAGGAAGUGCAGGCGGGCUCCGCGCCGGCCCGCGCGGUUCUGUCUUCGUUUUGCUGACUCAAACCACAGAUUCCAAGGAAAGGAGGGGAAGUGGAAUAAAAUACUCAAGUGCCAGAGGAAAAGCAAGACUAGCCAAUGAAAAUUAUUAUUACUGAACUGUAGAUUGCUCUCACACAUAGUGGGGGGGGGGAAAUUGCUGUCUGUUCAAAGCUUACAAAAUUACUUUUGCAGAUUUCCUUCACAAAACUUCAAAUAAGCUAGGCCCCUUCAACUAGGGCUGAAUUAGGAAAUGGAAAUAUGAUUCCUUGCUGGUGUCUUCAAUCUUCCUCUGCCUUUGCAGGCUUUUUUUGUUUGGGGUAGGAAAUCCUGAACAAAUUGUAUGGCGUCAGCCAGACUUACAGUUGAUGGUUAUGGAUGACACAGGAACUUCAGAUUUGCAUCUCUGCAAUGACACCUGAUUAAGGCAAAGCUUGAAAACUGCACAUCUGCUAUGUUACCACAACUUGUAGUAGCUAUUACAGUUGUGAUUUCUCUCUAAGAUUUGAAGUCUGGGGUGAUGUCCCCUGGAAAGCAAGAGCAGAUAAUUAAUCUUUUAGGAUUGGAAGCAGAAAUAAUAUGAGAAUGCCCAGAAGAGGCUUAGUAAUUCAAGCCAGGACUCGUUGGCUGUUGGUGGGCCUUGCUUUACUAUUCAGUUUAGUCCUGCUCAUGUAUUUGCUGGAGUGUGCUCCACAAACAGAUGGCAAUGGAUCUCUGCCUGGUGUUGUAGGUGAAACCAUGGGUAAAGAAUACUAUCAAGCUCUCUUGCAGGAACAAGAAGAGCAUUAUCAAAACCGAGCUACCAGUCUGAAACGUCAGAUUGCCCAGCUAAAGCAAGAGCUUCAGGAAAUGAGUGACAAACUGAAAUCCCUGCAGGAAAAAAAGAGCCCUAAGGUUAAUGGCAUGAACUACCAGGGCACCAAGGAACAAACAUCCAAUGAUCUCCUAGAGUUUCUUCAUUCCCAGAUUGACAAAGCUGAGGUGAGCGUGGGGGCCAAGCUGCCGAGUGAGUAUGGAGUCAUUCCCUUUGAGAGCUUCACAUCCAUGAAAGUGUUCCAGUUGGAGAUGGGGCUCACUCGGCAUCCGGAGGAGAAACCUGUGAGAAAGGACAAACGAGAUGAGUUGGUGGAAGUUAUUGAGGCUGGCCUAGAAGUUAUCAAUAAUCCAGAUGAAGAAGAUGGACAAGAUGAAGAUGAUGGAGUAGGAGACAGGCAGCUGUAUAGUGAAAAUGAUUUUAUAGAAGGUUACUAUCGUACAGAGAGAGAUAAGGGGACACAGUAUGAGCUGUUUUAUAAGAAGAUGGAUGGCAUGGAGUACAGGCAUGUCACCUUGUUCCGACCUUUUGGACCCCUCAUGAAAGUGAAGAGUGAAACAGUCGAUAUUUCUAGAUCGAUCAUUAACGUUAUUGUUCCUCUUGCUGGAAGAACUGAGGCAUUUGCACAAUUUAUGCAAAACUUUAGGGAUGUGUGCAUUCAUCAGGAUAAGCGUGUUCACCUCACAGUGGUGUACUUUGGACAAGAUGGUCUAUCAGAAGUGAAAAGCAUCCUAGAAUCUGUGGCUAGAGAAACUGACUUCAACAAUUACACGCUUGUCUCUCUGAAUGAGGAAUUCAACCGGGGCCGAGGACUCGACAUGGGUGCCAGAGCCUGGGAAAAGGGCGAGGUGCUGAUGUUCUUCUGUGAUGUUGAUGUUUAUUUCACAGCCGAGUUCCUCAACAGCUGCCGCUUAAACGCUGAGCCCGGGAAAAAAGUUUUCUAUCCUGUGGUAUUCAGCCUUUACAAUCCUGCUAUUGUCUAUGCCAAUCAAGAUAUACCACCUCCUGUGGAGCAGCAAUUGGUGCACAAGAAGGAUUCUGGUUUCUGGAGGGAUUUUGGCUUUGGGAUGACUUGUCAAUACCGGACAGACUUUCUGACUGUUGGGGGCUUUGACUUGGAGGUGAAGGGCUGGGGCGGCGAGGACGUUCACCUGUACAGGAAGUACCUGCACGGGGAGCUGGUGGUGGUCAGGACGCCGGUGCCCGGGCUGUUCCACCUGUGGCACGAGAAGCACUGCGCGGACGAGCUGACCCCCGAGCAGUACCGCAUGUGCAUCCAGUCCAAGGCCAUGAACGAGGCGUCGCACUCGCACCUGGGCAUGCUGGUGUUCCGCGAGGAGAUCGAGGCACACCUGCGCAAGCAGGCCUACAGGACUAACAGCGAGGCCGCGGGCUGAGGGGCCGAGCCCAGGGACUUCGCUCUCGACCAGCACCGCUCUACAGCCUUAAUGCAGCUCACAAACACAGUGCCUCUCUUUUUCAGUGAAGAAGAGCUUAGGGGGUUUUUGCUUCUCGUGUUUGUUUUCCCAGUAAUCCUUUGACUGAUACCCACACGUGUGAGUUCAAGCGCCUCAGCUAAAUUGGAGGGCCCGUGUAGUUCAAGGAAAGUGUCUUCAGUGUCGACUGGAAAAAUCUCUGGAAUGUACAAUUCAACACUUUUCCAUGUGGUACAUCUCUGUUCUUAUGUUUGCAUUCUUUUGAGAAUUAAAUGAAAAAAUCUUUCGUGUCUUGAGUAUUUUCAGUCUGUAUGGCUCACUGCACUGUGACUUUAGAAGGAUCCCAUACUUAGACUUCAUUGUAGAAACAAGAAAAAGGUGGGGGAAAAUAAUCUCACCAUGAAAGGUACAUGGGCAUGCU